AUCAUAAACAUUUUGUGCAUUGCACUAGAUCAAACACUUGAUAAAAUUCCACUCUCUCUUAUUUUCCUCUAAACCUCCACCACCGCCACCCCACUACCACCACAACAAACGUACUCGUCUACUGCUCACCGCCGUAAUUUCACUCUCUCUCCUCAAACUCUAUAUCACGCAGAGUUAGGGUUGAGAAGUAAGUGAUGUUAGUGAGGUGGCCGAGACUUCUUAAUCCGACUCAGCUCGGGCAGAUUAUAAGACAACAGAAAAACCCAUUUACUGCUUUGAAAAUAUUUAAUGAAGCCAAAUCGAAAUAUCCGAAUUAUCGCCACAAUGGUGUUGUCUAUGCCACCAUGAUUAACAUACUAGGGAGCGCAAGUCGUUUUGAUGAGAUGAAGCAAGUUAUUGAACAGAUGAAAGAUGACUCGUGUGAGUGUAAAGAUGGAGUGUUUGCAGGUAUAUUUAAGACCUAUGCAAAAGCCGGGUUGCUUGAUGAUGCUGUCUCUUUGUUCAGAGCCCUUCCUGAAUUCAAUUGUGUGAGUAGGACUGCGUCUUUUAAUACCCUUUUACAGGUAAUGGUAAGAGAGUCGAGACUUGAAGAUUUUUAUCGGCUAUUUAAGGAAAAUUCUUGUGGGUGGGCGGUGAAGUCUAAGAUUGGUUCGCUCAACUUGCUAAUGGAUGCUCUAUGUCAGAUAAAACGCUCUGACUUAGCAUUACAGGUUUUCCAGGAGAUGAACUAUCAUUGCUGCUAUCCUAACAGAGAAAGUUAUAGGAUUCUAAUGAAAGGCCUUUGUCAAGAUGGAAGGCUAAAUGAGGCUACUCAUUUGCUGUAUUCUAUGUUGUGGAGGAUUUCUCAGAAAGGGUGUGGGGAAGAUAUUGUAAUAUAUAGAAUUCUGUUAGAUAGUUUAUGCGAUAACAAACAGAUUAAUGAGGCUCUCGAAAUUCUUAGGAAAGUUUUGAGGAAGGGCCUCAAGGCUCCCAAGAGUCGGAGCAAGCUCACGGAUCUUAGCCAAGUUCGUGAUACAGAAGAUGUAGAACUAGCUAAACUUUUGAUCAAUGAAGCUCUGAUAAAAGGUGCCGUACCCAGUUCUGCUAGCUACACUGCUAUGCUUACCGAUCUCUUCUCAGAAGGUAAAAUUUGUGAGGCAAAUAAAGUGCUUGAAAAAAUGCGCGAAAAGGGUUUCCAGCCAUCACUGAAGAUAUAUGUGUCAAAGGUAUCAGCAUUGUGCACCGCUGGUAAGGUCGAUGAAGCAGGAAAGGUAAUAGAAGAGGAAAUGUUGAAGAAAGAUUGUGUGCCGAAUUCUCAGGUCUACAAGAUCGUUAUAAAAGGGUUUUGUGAUGAGGGUGAGUUGGAUUUGGCAAUUAAGUUUCUUGAAAAGAUGGAUAGGCAAAAAGGUUGCUCACCGGACAAGGAGACUUACAGUGUUAUCAUUGAUAGACUGUGUCGAGAUGGAAAGUUUGUUGAAGCCAGUAAGAUUAUGGAACAGAUGUUGAGCAAAUCCUUUUGGCCUGAAUCAUACACUUUUAAUGUUGUUAUUAGAGGUCUUUGCUCAAAAGACAGAGUAUAUGAGGCUGUAAUGUGGUUGGAAGAGAUGAUUAGUCAAGGUAAGGUGCCAGAGUCUUGUAUAUGGAGAGUAUUAGUAGCUUCAGCUAGUUAUAACGUGCAAGAGAUUCGUGAUUGUACUGAAUUACUGGAUUAUCUAAGAACUUAAUUUCAUCCCAUAUGAUAAGAUUAAGUUAUGUAGGUAAUGCUU
Molecule: messenger RNA, 1745 nt
Organism: Beta vulgaris subsp. vulgaris (sugar beet)
Lineage: Eukaryota; Viridiplantae; Streptophyta; Magnoliopsida; Caryophyllales; Amaranthaceae
Product: pentatricopeptide repeat-containing protein At1g05600
Exons: 2
Coding region: 195-1703 (502 amino acids)
Molecular function (GO): protein binding
Source: RefSeq, a predicted model, not a curated record